Phycomyces blakesleeanus NRRL 1555(-) is the source of this 390-nucleotide messenger RNA. RefSeq lists its product as hypothetical. The transcript has 3 exons. The coding region runs from base 1 to 390 and encodes 129 amino acids. The record is from RefSeq and is a predicted model, not a curated record. Lineage: Eukaryota; Fungi; Mucoromycota; Mucoromycetes; Mucorales; Phycomycetaceae.
AUGAAACGCAAACAUGAAGAUGACUCAUCUGAGAAUUCAGCAAGAGAAAAGAAGACUUUAAAGAGUAAUUAUCGAACGCUCUUAUCACGGAAGAACUACCGGAAACUGUCGCUUCUAAAACAUACGUAUAUCGCAAACUCAAAGAAUUUCCUUUUUGCCGCGUCGUUAAACAGAAAUCAAUUCAAUUCUUUUCGAGAACAAGUCCUUAUAUCUAUCAACAGAAAUCAACCUCUGAUAUUCGGAAAGAAGCUCCAAAAGAUUCAAUCGUUUAAGACGACAGUUUCAAACUUUGUUAACACCGUAAAGGCAAGGAUAAAAAAUGGAUUAGCUUUAGAACCAGACAGAGUCUUUCUAAUGGCAGAAAAGCAUUCGAGUGAAUCAUUCGAGUGA